AUGGAAAGAUUAAAACAAGAUGAAGGAAAAGUAAUGGAAAUUGAUCGAAAUGAAGUGAAAGAUUUCGUGAAAGUUGAAUGUAAAGAUGAAAUGGAUCGAAAAGAGGAAAGAAAAGAUCGUGAAAGUUUGGAAGAAGCGAGAAAAGUUCAAGAUGAAAAGAUGAAAUGUGAACGAGAGGAAAAGCAGAUGAAGAUGAAAGUUGAAAUUGAGAAUGAAAAGAAGAAACGAGAUGUUGAAGAGUAUGAAAAGAUUUGUAAAGAACGAGAAAUUCAAGAAAAAAUUGAUAAAGAACGAAAAGAUGAAGAGAAGAAACGUCAAGAAUGUGAAGAAUAUGAGAUGAAGAAACAAGAAGAUGAUUCGAUGCAGUUUCAACGAGAGUUAGUAGAGUUGGAACAAGAAGCACGUUGGCAACAAGAAGAAAACGUACAAAUGAUGAUAGAAGAGAAUUAUAUUCGAGAGACUCAAGUAGUAGAAUGUGAUGAUGUUAAAGUUACAUGCGAAGAUCUUUCAAGUCAAGAUGUAAGUGUUCAAGACAUUGAGAUCGAAACGAAUUUCAUUCAUGCUGCGAAUGAAAACGUGGAAGAAAUUGUUGAUUAUGAGAAUUUAGAAGAUUUAAGUGUUGCUACAGAUUGUUUCGAGAAGAUAUCGAAACGAGAUGAUGAGAGUGAAGAGAUACACGAAAGUAUCGAGAUAAUUACCAAGAAAGUGGAUGAAAACAUCAUUGAUGUAUACCGACAACGAGUUCUUGCACGAAAACUUGAAGCAAAGCAACGACAAUUGAAGGAAGAACUAGAGCUUUCAAAUGGAUCUUUUGCUGAAUCUAGUGCUGCAAGUAAUAGUGAUUCAUUCUAG
Messenger RNA from Plasmopara halstedii, 852 nucleotides. RefSeq lists its product as uncharacterized. NCBI's taxonomy places the organism in Eukaryota, Oomycota, Peronosporomycetes, Peronosporales, Peronosporaceae. The record is from RefSeq and is a predicted model, not a curated record. Bases 1 to 852 code for a protein of 283 amino acids. The transcript has 3 exons.